Arachis duranensis is the source of this 1080-nucleotide messenger RNA. Its product is annotated as transcription factor bHLH18. Lineage: Eukaryota; Viridiplantae; Streptophyta; Magnoliopsida; Fabales; Fabaceae. The record is from RefSeq and is a predicted model, not a curated record. The transcript has 4 exons. The coding region runs from base 68 to 1036 and encodes 322 amino acids. Gene Ontology annotation, molecular function: protein dimerization activity.
AAUCUCAAAUUAUUCACUAUUCCAAAACAAUCUUGUUCAAUAAUCACAAGCUAAGACGAAGUGAAAGAUGAUGGAAAUUGCAUCCAGCAACUACUUGGCUGAAUUUGGAAUAGAAGAAUAUUCUAGCAGCUUCCAGGAAUACCCGAUGAUGAUGAAUUCAUUUGAAGAAAUGCUUGAUAAGUUUGAGAUGGACAUGCAAUCUAUGUCAUCAGCCUACUCUGAAACCAAACCACCACCACAUCAACUUCAAUCCCCUUUUAACACUGCCAUGCCUUCUAGAUCCGCCUCUCCAUCACCACCCAAACUUAUCUCCUUUGAGGCACCGUCUCUUCCUAAUUCUUCCAACAUUAAGAACCCUAAUCUCAUGAUGGACGACCACAUUCACUUCUCUGCUUUCUUCAACCAUGAUAAUCCACCGCAUAAGGUCCUUCCCGCCACAGCUAGGAACCCAAUCCAAGCUCAGGAGCAUGUAAUCGCCGAAAGAAAACGCCGGGAAAAGCUCAGCCAGAGGUUCGUCGCUCUUUCCGCCAUGGUCCCUGGCCUCAAGAAGAUGGACAAGGCUUCAAUUUUAGGAGAUGCCAUAAAAUAUGUGAAGCAACUACAGGAACGAGUGCAGUUUUUGGAGGAGGAGAAGGCUAGAAAGAAAACUAUGGUUGAAUCAGGGGUGGCAGUAAAGAGAUGUUUCGUGUUUGUUGAAGAUGAAGAUAAUAAUGAGAACGAAAUUUCAGCAGCAGCAGCAUUAUUGGAUGGAAAUUGUAAUACACUUCCGGAAAUCAAAGCAAGAGUUAGUGGUAAAGACGUACUCAUCAGAAUCCACUGCCAUAAACAAGAGUGCAAGAACAGUAGGGGUGCUCGUGAGGCUGCAAUACUCUCCGUAUUAGAGAAGCAUAAUCUCACUGUUCACACAACCACCUCUUUGCCCUUCGGCAAUGACACUCUCGAUAUCACUAUUCUCGCUCAGAUGAAGAAGGAAUGCUCCAUUAGGACAAAGGAUCUAGUAGGAAGCCUACGGGUGGCAUUGACACAAUUCAGUUGAAGAUGGUGCAUGCAUGAUCAUCAUCAUGAUUACAGCAAUAAUAA